AUGGAAAGCAACAGUGAGGUGUCCGACGAGCGCAAUGGAGACACCCAACUCAACCUUGAAAGGGGAAUGACGUUUCACUCGGGAAGCGCCUUCGUCGUGUCUCCAUUGCGCUCGUCGGGCACCUCACUAUUGCUUUCCAUUCGCCGGAAUAGCUCCGCAGAUCCCGUCAAGGUGCGGCACCGUCUAAUGGGCGACAUGGAGAAACGGCCACCGACGCACUCGACGUUCAUCGUGGACAUCACAGUGGCCGUCAACCAUCAUCGCCGCACUUCACUCUCCGCUGCCGCGGCCACACUACAACGUCCUCGAUCAUCGACGUUCUCUACACUCCACCGCCCGCCACGGUCGCCCCAGAUAGCAGCAGGCCAGUGCAGCGACGAUAACGGAGUCCUCUACAACACUCCUCCGUCCACCAUCUUCGCUGCACUCCAUCACCCGCCACCUCACAAUCGGCGGGGGAAGGCGGUGGAGUGCAGCGAAAAUGGAGAAGUGAUGUGGCGUGGAGCUAUGGAAAAGGAAGUGCAGUGA
This is a messenger RNA of Aphanomyces astaci, 528 nucleotides long. RefSeq lists its product as hypothetical. The transcript is spliced from 3 exons. Bases 1 to 528 code for a protein of 175 amino acids. Lineage: Eukaryota; Oomycota; Saprolegniomycetes; Saprolegniales; Verrucalvaceae. The record is from RefSeq and is a predicted model, not a curated record.